AUGCUGGCGAAGCGAAAGACUUCCAGCGACGACGGCGAGGCCACCCCCACCGUGCCGGAGUGGGUGACCACCUUAGCGAGGCGGCAGUUCACCGACAACGAUGGCGAAGCCAUUGGCGUGUGGUUCAUCGCCUCGAAGAGGGUGGAGAACUCUGACCUCGUCACGCAGCAGAACCGCCUCUACCUUCCCACCGACUCCGUCGCGGCCAAUCUCGUCGGCCUCCUCUCCCUGGAGGAGCGCGCCAUGGCCAGCCUCGUCGGUGAUACCGGCCAGCCUAGUAAGCGAAGCCGCACGGAGGCAGAGGAAGACGAGAUGAGGAAGAAGCAGAAGACGGCGGGGCGGGCGCACGGAGGGCUGUCAGUGCGGGUGUACGCACGGUGCGGGUUCGUGUUCUACUUGUGGCUGACUCGAUGGGAUGGAAGCGGUGGCACCGUGAUUAAGGGCGAGGAGCUCAAGUUGUUCCGCUCAUUUAGUGCUCUGAAAAAGGGUGACAAGAUUGACGUUUGGGCCUUCCGCCGCGGCGGCGAACUUUGCUUCGCCAUCGGGAGGCGGUGA
Molecule: messenger RNA, 555 nt
Organism: Zingiber officinale
Lineage: Eukaryota; Viridiplantae; Streptophyta; Magnoliopsida; Zingiberales; Zingiberaceae
Product: B3 domain-containing protein At1g05920-like
Exons: 1
Coding region: 1-555 (184 amino acids)
Source: RefSeq, a predicted model, not a curated record